AUGGCUAAGUUUAUCAAAGCAGGAAAAGUUGCUAUUGUCGUUAGAGGUCGUUACGCCGGUAAGAAGGUUGUUAUCGUUAAGCCACACGAUGAAGGUACCAAGGCUCACGCAUUCCCACACGCCAUUGUUGCCGGUAUCGAACGUUACCCAUUAAAGGUCACCAAGAACUUAGGUGCUAAGAAGAUUGCUAAGAGAACCAAGGUCAAGCCUUUCGUUAAGUUAGUUAACUACAACCACUUAAUGCCAACCAGAUACUCUUUAGAUGUCGAAUCUUUCAAGGCCUCAGUCACCUCUGAAGCUUUAGAAGAACCAUCCCAAAGAGAAGAAGCCAAGAAGGUUGUCAAGAAGGCUUUUGAAGAAAAGCACCAAGCCGGUAAGAACAAGUGGUUCUUCACUAAGCUUGCCUUUUAA
Dujonia railenensis is the source of this 411-nucleotide messenger RNA. NCBI's taxonomy places the organism in Eukaryota, Fungi, Ascomycota, Pichiomycetes, Serinales, Debaryomycetaceae. The record is from the annotation of a GenBank genome assembly.